CUCAGGUCAAGAUGCGCAGUCCUACUCUUCUCCUGGGCCUCCUGCCCCUGCUCGCCCUCUUCUGCCUCAUCCAAGAUGUCUCGGCCACCGGCGCCCUGAUCCCGCGCGACCUCGAUGACUCGGCCGACGCCCAGAACUUCCUCGAGGCUCGCUCCCGCCGCUGCACGUCGUCGAAGAAGUGUGGCCGCAACAGCUACUGCUCGUGGGGCCGCUGCCGCCGCAAGAAGUGGGACGGCGACCGCUGCCUCGCCUUUGCGAGCUGCUUCAGCGGCUCGUGCGAUGUCCAGGCCGGCCGCUGCGCGUCGCAGAACCUCAGCCUCGGCACGCGCUGCUCGACGUCCGCCUCGUGCGGCUCGGGCAACUGCCAGAAUGCCUACUGUGCGCCGAAGAAACGCAUCGGACAGUACUGCUACAAGUCGUCGAACUGCCGUACUGGCUUCUGCGCGAAUUCUCGCUGCACGCGCGUGCCGCAGACGGAGCAGCCCGACCUGCAGCCGAGUCUGCCGUGGAACCGCGACCUGCGCGACCUCUCCAACCUCGACGCCUCGCCCGGUCUCGAGCUCUUCUACCUCCAGUCCGGCGCUCUCGACCCGUCCGUCAGCCAGAUCUUCGCCACGCUCAAGGCCGACCUCAGCUUCCCGGCUGUCGUGCUGUCGCACUCGAGCCGCGUCGGCGUGCCCAAGUGCGAGGCGGCGUCGGUCAGCAAGACCGGCGGCGCCGGCAUCGAGGUGCCCUUCUCCGACGCCGCCGCCUACACGUACGCCAAGAACUCGUGGAGCAAGCUCGCUGACAAGUUCCUCAUCGUGACGCACAGCGACGGCUGCGGUGCCGCCGACAAGGCGGACGAGCGCACCUUCUGGCUCGUCGAGAAGAACGGCCUCGUCUGGGACGACGUCGCUCGCACCGUCGACGUCCGCUGCACCGAGGUCGCGCACCAGGACGUGAUCAAUGAGGUCAACAUCAAGUUCGGCGGCUCGACUCCCGCCAACGGCGGCACCACGCCGGGCACGACGCCUGGUGGCACUACGCCCGGCACCACACCCGGCGGCACGACGCCUGGCACCUCGCCGGGUGGUACCUCGCCCGGUACUACGCCCGGCACCACCACGCCUGGCACGACUCCUGGCACCACGACGCCUGGCACGACCCCUGGCACCACGACGCCUGGCACGACCCCUGGUACUACGACGCCUGGCACCACUCCUGGCACCACGACGCCCGGCACGACGCCCGGCACGACGCCCGGCACGACGCCCGGAACCACGACCCCUGGCGAGGCCACCUGCCAGGACGUCGACGCCUCGACGACCGUGCGCGGCCUGCCCGUCGCCGCGUGCGGUGCCGACUUCGACAAGACGCUCGACAGCCGUCUGGGCUUCAACAACCUGCGCAAUGAGGACAGCUUCGCCGAGUACGCCUCGGAGCUGGCGCCGGGCCUCGGCUCGCUGAGCCCGGAUGACUACGACGAGGCCGACGACGACUUCAAGGACGACACGACGUACACCAACAGCAAGCGCCAGCAGCUGCGCCGUGCCCAGCUCAUGUCCGCGCGCGGCGAGCUCAUGAUGUACGACAAGCGCUUCAUCUCGAUGGGCAAGGUCUUCAGAAAGCUCGGAUCUGCCAUUGUCACCGUCGUCACGGCUCCGGCACGGGUGUUCGUCCAGGGCGUCGUCACCGCCAUCGGCGCGACUCCGCUCGGCCCGAUCAUCGACAAGGCGCUGGAGAGCGCUUCGCCGAAGAUCGACAAGACGCUCAACCUCUCGCUCAAGCCGACGAAGGGCCUCCAGCCUUCGAAGACGUGGGGCAACCAGUUCCGCAUUUUCCACGAGAAGUUCGACCGCAACGGCGCCAAGGGCGAGGUGGCCCUCUUCUGUGUAGACUGCGGCAUCGAGGGCUCGGCGCAGCUCACCGGCCAGCUGCAGUUCUCUAUCCAGAAUGGAGGCUCGAUCAAGCAGGCGUUCGUACAGGUCGCCGGCGGCAUCAAGGCAACGGCCGUGCUCGGCCUCGAGGCGGAGGGCACGUACGAGAAGACCUCCAAGACGAACAUCAUGACGGUGCCCCUGGGCGGCUUCGCCAUCAAGGAUUACGUCGUCGUCGGCCCGUCCAUGUCGCUCGACGCGCAAUUCAAGUUCGAGGCGGCCGCGUCGGGAUCCCUCAAGGUUGGCGCAACCUAUGGCAUGGAUGCCUUCAAGGCGCGGCUUGAUUUCCUCGCGGAGAGCGCCUGGUCGGCCGAGGGCUUCACGCCCAAGUUCGAGAAGGUAUUCGAGGUGAAGACGGAGAUCAAGGCCGAGGCGCUGCUGUCGCUGCCCAUUUCCAUCGGCGUCGGCGUAAAGAUCAAGCCGGUCAACUUCGACAAGAAGGUGGCGAUCAGCACAGAGCCCGGCAUCGGCGCCGAGGCCAAGUACUUCUACGACAAGGAGGCUCCGGCCGAGACGGAGUGCAACGGCGGCGUUGCUUACGAGAUUUCGCUGCGCAACGAGGUCGCCAUGGAUCUCUUCGGCACGCGCAAGCCGCUCGGCGAGCCGUGGAAGCACAAGCUCGCAGGCGACUGCUUCAUGCUGCCCGGCGCGCCCGUCAAGGACACGCCGACGGACGGCACCACGCCGACCGACGGCACCACGCCGACCGACGGCACCACGCCGACCGAUGGCACCACGCCGACCGAUGGCACCACGCCGACCGAUGGCACCACGCCGACCGAUGGCACCACGCCCACCGACGGCACCACGCCCACGGACGGCAGCGCUCCGACCGACGGCAGCGCUCCGUUCGAUGGCAGCGCUCCCACGGACGGCAGCGCUCCGACCGACGGUGACGAGGUCGAGCAGCUGCAGGGCCGCAGCGUGCAGCUCCUGGCCAGCGACGUCAUGAAGCGCGACGAGCGGGCACUGCUGGCGCGCGAGAUCGACCUCACCGACUCGGACUUCGACUUUGCCAACGACGACCUGCUGCCCGAGGCCCAGAAGGAGCUGCAAGAGGACAUCGACGAGAGCAUCGCGGCCGCCGAGAACGCCGGCUCGCAGGACGGCUUCGAGUACAUCCAGAUCCAGGACUCGCUGAACCGCUACAAGCUCGCCAACAACGAGGACGGCAGCCUCACGCUCGUCGAGAAGACGGCGGAGACGGGCGGCCUCUACUUUGCCGCCGUCAACAACAUCGUGCUCACCGACGACGCCGAGAACCUCUUCAUCUACUACCCCGCCACGAUGGCCGAGCUGGGCGUCAGCCGUCUGCGCAUGGUCGACCCGACUUCGGUGCCCAAGACGGCCGACAUGCUCGGCUGGGUGCCCAUCAACGCCGACGAGUCGACGGGCACGCCGGGCAUCUACGUGCCGCGCUCGGUCUCGGCCGCGAGCGAGUCGGGGAAGGAGGGCGAGGUCUUCUUCACGAUGCUCUGCAACUUCAAGGACGGCUCGGCGAGCAAGCUCUUCCUCGCCAAGAACGCCGAGACGGCCGAGGCGACGCUCAAGAGCCAGGACGCGCUGCAGACCGUCGCCGGCAACGUCAUCAGCGCCUGCCAGUUCCUCCCGCUCGUGCCCAUGAGCGGCGGCUUCGCCGGCUUCUGAGCUUCCUCUUCUCCGGAUUCCACACUCCCUUUUUUGUGUCCCCUACGUCACCCAACCUGCGCGUC
Molecule: messenger RNA, 3631 nt
Organism: Tilletiopsis washingtonensis
Lineage: Eukaryota; Fungi; Basidiomycota; Exobasidiomycetes; Entylomatales
Exons: 7
Coding region: 12-3566 (1184 amino acids)
Source: RefSeq, a predicted model, not a curated record